AAAAAAAAAAAAAAAAAAAAAAAAAAAAAAAAAAAAAAAAAAAAAAAAAAAAAAAAAAAAAAAAAAAAAAAAAAAAAAAAAAAAAAAAAAAAAAAAAAAAAAAAAAAAAAAAAAAAAAAAAAAAAAAAAAAAAAAAAAAAAAAAAAAAACAAAAAAAAAAAAAAAAAAAAAAAAAAAAAAAAAAAAAAAAAAAAAAAAAAAAAAAAAAAAAAAAAAAAAAAAAAAAAAAAAAAAAAAAAAAAAAAAAAAAAAAAAAAAAAAAAAAAAAAAAAUAAAAAAAAAAAAAAAAAAAAAAAAAAAAAAAAAAAAAAAAAAAAAAAAAAAAAAAAAAAAAAAAAAAAAAAAAAAAAAAAAAAAAAAAAAAAAAAAAACAAAAAAAAAAAAAAAAAAAAAAAAAAAAAAAAAAAAAAAAAAAAAAAAAAAAAAAAAAAAAAAAAAAAAAAAAAAAAAAAAAAAAAAAAAAAAAAAAAAAAAAAAAAAAAAAAAAAAAAAAAAAAAAAAAAAAAAAAAAAAAAAAAAAAAAAAAAAACAAAAAAAAAAAAAAAAAAAAAAAAAAAAAAAAAAAAAAACAAAAAAAAAAAAAAAAAAAAAAAAAAAAAAAAAAAAAAAAAAAAAAAAAAAAAAAAAAAAAAAAAAAAAAAAAAAAAAAAAAAAAAAAAAAAAAAAAAAAAAAAAAAAAAAAAAAAAAAAAAAAAAAAAAAAAAAAAAAAAAAAAAAAAAAAAAAAAAAAAAAAAAAAAAAAAAAAAAAAAAAAAAAAAAAAAAAAAAAAAAAA
Molecule: messenger RNA, 774 nt
Organism: Pecten maximus
Lineage: Eukaryota; Metazoa; Mollusca; Bivalvia; Pectinida; Pectinidae
Product: protein FAM133-like
Exons: 1
Biological process (GO): nucleosome assembly
Cellular component (GO): nucleosome
Molecular function (GO): DNA binding; structural constituent of chromatin
Source: RefSeq, a predicted model, not a curated record